AACCGUGACGUCACAACUUUAGCUAACUUGAAGCAAAAAUUCUACCAUUUGUUCAUCAUUCAAUUAAAAGUUAUUAACAAAUGCAGGUCAACUAACAACUCGUUCGGAAAAUUUCAAUUAAAAACAUAACAAAAAAGAACAAUGAAUGUAACAAAUUUGUUCAAUUUCGGUCAAACUCGCCUAGAAGAAUCGCAAAUCAAUCAAUACGAUAUGAAUGCCGUGGUUGCCCAGUCGCUAUGUCGCAUUAUUCAGAAUUUCUUUAUGGAAAUGACAACCUCUUUUAUGAUUGUAAUAUCAACUCGGCGCCGAAGGACAUUUUAUUUUUUUCUCAAUGUUUUGGAAUUUAUUUUCGAUAUGAUACCGGAUUUGAAUGCCCAAUUGGUGUUUGUCGACCACAAAAAUCCCCAGCGGAUAGAGGGUCCAAGGUUUUAUAAUCUCCUGCUCAUUGAUUCCUAUGAGGCAUUUUUAGAUAUUGAUCCAAUAGCGUAUACGAAGCAGUAUGACACCAGUGAAUAUUAUCACAUGUUCCUCAUGCAAAACGAUCUCAUCAUACUCGAGGAGAUGGAGAAAAUCUUUCGUUACUGUUGGCAAAAUCAAAUUGUGAAUUGUAACAUUCAAAUACAGAAUCGCAAGAGUGAGUUACACUUGUAUACAUAUUUCCCAUUCGGUUGGGGGACCUGCAACAGUACCCGACCACAGCACAUCAAUCAAUUUGUCGAUGGUAAAUGGUUGCGACGACCCUAUUUCCAUGCCAAAACCAACAAUUUUUAUGGUUGUCCAUUGAUUGGUGUGGUACGCUGCACUCGACCUUAUGUGUACUACGAUGAGAAUGGAGAAUUUACCGGUUUCGAAGUGGCAAUUGUCAAGGAGUUUGCAAGGGUCUUAAAUUUUACAUUGAUUUUAAAGGAGGCUGAGGACGAUGAUCGCAAUUAUCCGGCUUUACGUGGAGGACUGCUUAUGCUGGCAAAUCGAACGGCAGAUUUCGUUUUUGGCUAUUACCGCAAACGUUCGUUGACAGCAGAUCUCUAUACCAACACAGCUCCGCAUUAUCAAAGUUCUAUUGCGGCGGUAAUCAAUUUGCGGGCACAUAUCUUCAAUACCUUUGAAGUGUUGGCCUACCCGUUUCGCCUGUACACCUGGAGUGCCAUAAUUGGUUGUGGAGCCUCGAUCUUGCUGGUAACACGCUUGGUGCGCUUUCAACGGCCAAAAUCAAUGCGUACCUUUUCAAUGUUGACUAGUGCCUUUGGCCUGCCAGUUCGUGAGACAAUUAAACAUCGUCAUUCGUAUUUUAUGCUUGGACCAUGGAUAUGGGGCACAUUUCUAUUGCGAUCAAUUUACUCUGGCCUCUUGUAUUAUCUCUUCAGCAACGACAUCUAUCACAAGUUACCCUUAAAUUUGGGAGAUGCAACAAAUCAAAAUUAUAUCUCGGUCUUGAAUCGUUUUACCUUCUACGAUGUUGCCAAUAUUCCAUUCUAUCAUGAUCGCUCGCGUCACAACUUACAACCGAUUAUCUUAAAUUCCAGCGAUGAAUUGGCAGCCAUAAAAUAUGUGGAAGAGAAUUUGAGUCGAAAUUUAUACGCUGUCAUCUCCAAGGAAUUCCUGAUGCAUUACGCCCAGGAAAGUGGUAAAGUGGCGUUGUUCUAUGUCAUCCCGGAAACGGUUAUGAAGCAGCAAAUAACGAUAUAUUUUACCAAACACACAAUAUUGGCAUAUCGUUUUGAAAAAAUGAUUAUGGACCUGAAAUCGAGUGGUCUCCAAAGGUAUUAUAUAAAGCGAUACUUUGAUUCGAAAACGAUGAUGAAUUCCUACAAAGAGGAUGAUGAAAUGAUCGAACAAAAAGAUCUACUGGGGAUCUAUGUGAUUUGUGGAGCUCUACAGUUAUUGGCUGUGCUAACGUUUUUAUUGGAGUUGUUAUCCCAGAAAAUUACGAAACUAAGGGUACUAUUUGAUUAAGAGACCCAAGAUUGUUUGAGUUUGUGUCAUGAUUUGUUUUUUUUUUUUAAUUCAAUAAUGCGUACCGUACUAUAAAUUCAAAUAAAUAUUUCAUUGGUUUCUAUGAUCUUUCCUAUAGCUCUUGAAAAAUUACCCUUUAUGAAUAGAGUCCCCAAUAUGAG
This is a messenger RNA of Musca domestica (house fly), 2114 nucleotides long. RefSeq lists its product as uncharacterized. The transcript is spliced from 3 exons. Bases 142 to 1953 code for a protein of 603 amino acids. The record is from RefSeq and is a predicted model, not a curated record. Lineage: Eukaryota; Metazoa; Arthropoda; Insecta; Diptera; Muscidae.